Molecule: messenger RNA, 2332 nt
Organism: Westerdykella ornata
Lineage: Eukaryota; Fungi; Ascomycota; Dothideomycetes; Pleosporales; Sporormiaceae
Exons: 2
Coding region: 247-2166 (639 amino acids)
Biological process (GO): glucan catabolic process
Molecular function (GO): hydrolase activity, hydrolyzing O-glycosyl compounds
Source: RefSeq, a predicted model, not a curated record
UAGGCAAGCCGAAUGCCGACGAUGCUUGUUGAUCAAGCGUUCCAAGUACAAAGCUGUGGGUCUCUGGGACUCGACCUGCUAUAUACAUGGCAGUCCCCCAUUCUUCGCGUCUUGUUCAGGUACAUCGGUCAAGGAGCUGUCUACUACUGUUGCAGCAAUACCUUUUGUUUUCUUCAUUUCUCUUAUUUUUAUUCUCCUUUCUUUAUUCUUAGCGGCUAGUCCGCAAGUCAUUCUUUCAGCGUUACGAUGCACUUCUCCACAUUCCUUUCGGGCGCCGCCCUCUUGCGUCUCUCCAUAGCAGGCUAUGUUCUCGAGGACGACUACAUGAAGGAUUUCUUCGGCAGCUUUGACUUCUUCACGGCGCCUGAUCCCACCCAGGGAUUCGUACAAUACGUCGACCAAUCCCUCGCCCAGCAAAUGGGCCUGAUCAACUCGAGCUCCACGGGCCCCAUAACCCUGGCCGUCGACAGCACCAAGGUGACGCCCCAAGGCCGACCUUCCGUGCGCCUCUCGAGCAAGAAGACGUACAACAGCGGCCUCCUCGUGGUCCUGGACGUCUCGCACAUGCCCACGGGCUGCGGGACCUGGCCGGCCUUCUGGAUGGUGGGCCCCAACUGGCCCUUCAACGGCGAGAUUGACAUCCUCGAGGGCGUCAACGACCAGCAAGGCAACGCCAUGACGCUGCACACGGGGCCCGGGUGCUCCAUCUCGACAUCCCCCGGCGCCUUCACGGGCGAGGCCAGGACAGAUAACUGCGACAUCCACGCCCCGGACCAACUCCCGAAUGCGGGCUGCUCCAUCGAAUCGCCCAGCACGCAGAGCUACGGGGCUGGCUUGAACGAGAUCCAAGGCGGCGUCUACGCGACGCUGUGGACCGACGAGGCCAUCAGCGUCUACUUCUUCCCUCGGACCGCGAUCCCCGCCGACGUCCUGGGCGACGCGCCCGACCCUUCGUCGUGGGGGACUCCGAUGGCGAGAUUCGCGGGGGCGGGUUGCGACGUCGGAUCCGUCUUCAGGGACCAGCAGAUUGUCAUUGAUACGACGUUUUGUGGUGUCUGGGCGGGCGCUGUGUGGGGACAGAGCGAGACGUGCAAGGCCAAGGCGGCGACGUGCGAGGAUUAUGUGCGGGAUCAUCCCGAGGCGUUUGGCGAGGCGUAUUGGAGUAUUAAUGCCCUGAGGGUGUACCGGGAUGAUGGUGAAGGUGUUGAGCCGGAGCCGUCGGAACCGGUUCCAUCGUCUACUGCACCGAGUCUGAUUCCCUCUGGGGGAGUACCAGUUGAGUCGCCAGGGCAAACCUCGAGUGCGCCAGGGCAAACGUCUCCGUUGUCUUCAGGGAAGCCCAUACAGACGACGACCAAGUCCGUUGUCGACACGCCCUUCUCACUGCCUACCAACGCGACUAGUACCUCAUCCGUCCGAUCCGCCUCUAGGACCCCGACAGCUCCCUCGGCGACUGGAACACCGGUCCCUCCUACCUCCAUCGCUCCCAGCGUUCCUUCGGCCGCACCACCACAGUCUACCCUUACCUCAACCACUACAAGUCAGAACCAACCCUCAGCAGCACCCAAACCCCUCCCAACAAACGCCCCAGGCGCAGGAGCAGGCGCAGGCGCAGGCGCAGGCAAUGGUCCACUACAAGGUUUCCAAUGGCCCCUUGGACCACAGCAAGAUGACAACUCCGGCAAUCCUCCCUCUCUGAUCCAAACCGCCCCAACUUCGACAGCCAAGCAGAGCGCCAGCAUCAACACCACCACUCCUGCACUCCCUACUCCACCCACCCUCACAGCAUCCACCACGCCCACGCCCACAUCCACUCUUCCCCUCAUACCCCCUUCUUCCGCGCCGUCCGCGUCGUUUCCCGCGCAAGAAGCACCCGCUUCUCCUCUUUCUCCCCCUUCUUCUCCACCACUAUCUAAGACGUGCACCGCGCACACUGUCACAGAAACAGGAGACGAGGACCUGGCUAUUCCUAUCCCUACGGGUCGGGAUCGGGGGGGUGCCACGGGGACGGGGACGAGCACGGGGAGGAAGGAUCUAAAGACUGUCUUCGUUACCGUGACUUCGCCUCUUUCUUCUCCUGCUCCUGCUCAACAGACGUCUACAACACCGGGAGGAGCGAGACGAAGGGGCAGGAAUGUGCGGCGGCAGCGGCAGCGGGAUGUUUGAGGUAGUUUAGAUAUGUUGUAGAUUGGCUGUUUGGUUUUGACCGAAUGCAAAUGGCCGUGCGAUACUGGCGCCAGGGCCGUCGGCGGCGAAGAGAGGGUUAUUUUUUUCUUCUUCGUGGAUAUUUUUUCUCUUCUUCGUGGAUAUUCUUUCUUUCUUCUUCUUCUAC